Molecule: messenger RNA, 1589 nt
Organism: Mangifera indica (mango)
Lineage: Eukaryota; Viridiplantae; Streptophyta; Magnoliopsida; Sapindales; Anacardiaceae
Product: homeobox-leucine zipper protein ATHB-6-like
Exons: 3
Coding region: 516-1466 (316 amino acids)
Biological process (GO): positive regulation of DNA-templated transcription
Cellular component (GO): nucleus
Molecular function (GO): DNA-binding transcription factor activity, RNA polymerase II-specific; sequence-specific DNA binding
Source: RefSeq, a predicted model, not a curated record
GCCAGCCGUGCUGUGAAACUCUGGUUCAUUGAUGUCCCUUCUCCUUACACCAAAGUCUCAUAUCCUUUCUCUUUUUAAAUUUUUUUGAAUUUAAAUUCUUUGUAGAUAAACAGUCAUAGACUACUGAAUUGAGUAAUGAUGUGAACAUAUAGACUGGGUUUACUCCUCUUGUGGGUUUGGAUUUGAUUUUAGUGCUUUCUUUGUGUGUAUUUAGGGUUUUCUUAUUUAAAUUGUUUUGAUUUUUGCAUGGGUUCAGAGGUGGAAGAGGUCCUGAAAGAAGAGAAGAAAGAUGUGGAAGCUAGGAGAGAGUUAUGGUAUAAUUAUAGCAUACAGAACAACUGUACAAGGUGGUCUUGUGUUAGACAUGUCUGUUGUUUGUGCAAGUAAAAGCUUGAGCUCUUAAAGAUCCAUUGAGAAAUUCUAAAGAGUGUCACAGUCCGCACUAAACAAAGACUUUAAAGGAGGUUUUGAUCUAAUUAGAUCGAUCUCUUCUCAGUUUUUGUUUCACUUCAGUCAUGAAGAGAUCACUUGGCAGCUCAGAUUCCCUGGGUGCUUUGAUGUCAAUAUGCCCAACCACAGAUGACCACAGUCCAAGGACCAAUCAUGUCUACAGCAGAGAUUUUCAGUCCAUGUUGGAUGGUUUAGAUGAAGAAGGUUGCAUUAAUGAAGGCGGGGGUUAUGUCGCAGAGAAGAAGAGAAGAUUAAGCGUAGAUCAAGUGAAGGCUUUGGAGAAAAAUUUCGAGGUUGAAAACAAGCUUGAACCUGAAAGAAAAGUUAAACUUGCACAAGAACUCGGCUUGCAACCGAGACAAGUUGCUGUUUGGUUCCAAAACCGCCGAGCUCGCUGGAAAACUAAGCAAUUAGAAAGAGAUUAUGGCGUCCUUAAAGCCAACUAUGAUUCUCUUAAGCUCAAUUAUGACGCUCUCCAAGACGACAAAGAAGCUUUGCUCAAAGAGAUAAGGGAACUGAAACUGAAGCUGAAUGAAGAAAAAAUUGAAGGCAAUACUCUUUCAGUAGUGAAAGAAGAAAUCAUUGUGCCUGAAACUGAAAACAAAGCACUUGUUGAAGAAAGUAAGCCACCGCCUCCGGUGAUGACAUCUUCUCUGGCUGCGUCUGAGACUGAACAAGAAGUUCUCAACUAUGGAGGAGUGGCUUCAAUGAUCCCGGAAGUCAAAGACGGUUCAUCAGACAGUGACUCAAGUGCAAUAUUGAACGACGAUAAUAGUCCAAACGCGGCCAUUUCUUCAUCAGGGAUCCUUCAAAAUCAGCCGCAUACUCCCCUGUUAUCUCCAUCAUCUUCUUCAUUAAAGUCGCCAUCUUGCUUCCAGUAUUCAAAAGCAUCAAAUUAUCAAACCCAGUUUGUGAAAAUGGAAGAGCACAAUUUCUUCACAGAGGAGGCUUGUAAUUUCUUCUCUGACGACCAACCUCCAAUUCUUCAAUGGUACUGUUCCGAGCCAUGGAGCUAGGCGUAUAAAGAUAGAAUAGAAAAGAGUUGAAAGAAAGUUAUGUAUGAUUUGACUGAUCUAAGCAAGGAAGGUAAUAGAAUGACGGAGGAAGAUGAAUAUUAUUAUUAUGAAGAAGAAGAAGAA